GAGCCUAUAACAGUUGUCACUCACUAUGACUUACUUCCGGAACAGGAGCGCGAAACCGUCCGUAGAGAAGCGUCAGAAGCUACGGGUAGUUCCCUUUCUUACACACUCUUCAUUUGGAACUACACUAAAGAAAACAGGGAUCGUAACACUGAGAAAGAGCGCAUGGCACUAGAAAUUCUGCAACGUGCAGUAGAGGAAUCCGAAAGGGCAGUAAUAAGAGUCAUGGAAGAAACAGUACCACAAGAGAUUCUUGAACGAGGACUUUUGGCUUUGGAAGCUUACAAUAAAGCUCGUAGCGAGGGAACUACGGUGGUUAAGAGGGUGCCCAUAAUGUUGAUUGGACAAUACUGCUCAGGAAAGACCAGCUUAAAGAAGUCACUCAAAGGCCAGUGUUUCCAUCAAAACGAAGAAGGCACGUCAGGAAUAGAUGCUGACCCUUCAUUCUUUAAAGUGUCUCACGAGCUUUGGAAGGUUGGGGAGAAAGACCAAGAUGCCAGUCCCAAUUCAGCAUUACUAUUGAAUCGCCACCUUGCUAAAUGCACAGUUGAACAUUUGAGUUUGAAGAAAAUACUUGAGGUUGGUUCAGCCGGAGCUGUCGCUCCCGAAGACUCAGACUCAAAAGACGUCAGUCAAUACUUAGCUCCUGAAUCUUCAUUUAUGGGUGUGACUGAAAGAGAAACCCUUUGUUGUGAGGAGUUACCAAUGAUGCCAGAAAUCCCUGAUGGAACGUCAGAUUCGUUAGCACACAUCAAGACUGGACCCGAAAUCGAAAAUGAUCGGGAAUCAAAAGAACGUUUAGGCAACGUAGCAGAAAUUUUGCUGCAAAAGAUAAUUCCCAACGAGGAAGACGUAUAUUCCAUGAUGUGGGACUUUGCUGGGGAGUCAGUCUACUACACCAUACAUCCAAUAUUUUUAACUCCAAAAGCGAUCUACUUAUUGGUUCACGACCUCAGCCAAGAUGCACAUGCACCCGCCAAACCAGUCCGUUGCCCAGGAAGGUACAAAAACUACACAGACAGCCACUGUUUGAAACAAAAUGUCGAUUACCUCUAUUUUUGGAUGUCUCUUGUUGCUUCCUUAGCCAACCACUGUGAUAGUGACCCCUCAAACACAACAUCAAAAACAUUGCCGGAAAGUCUCCCCCCUGUGUUCUUAGUGUGCACCCAUGCAGACGAGCCCUUUGAUCACACCGAUGCUAAAACGCUUGCCCGAAGUGUUUAUGGUUCUUUAAUGGACAAGCCAAGCCGAACGCACUUGUGCAAAGAUUUCUUUUUCGUAGACAAUACUAAAUCUGGCAAAGAGCUUGAAUGUUCAGAAGUUGUUCGCUUACGUAAGGUGGUACUUGCAGCUUGUAACGAAUUACAGAAGAAGAGAGAAGCCAUACCAAUCAAGUGGUUAGAAUUUGAAAAUGCCAUUCAGGAGAAAAAAGAAAAUGGCUUUAAAUACAUUCUCCUUGAGGAGGCCAUAGGGAUGGCUGAAGAGUGUGACAUUUCUGGCGAUAAGCAGUUUCAGACAUUAAUGAACUUUUUGCAUGACCAGAGAGUUUUGAUUCACUUUACUGAAACCCCUGAGCUGGACAAAUUGGUGGUCCUGGACUGUCAAUGGUUGAUCGAUGUGUUCAUGAGAGCGAUAACAGUCACGCCCUAUGAAGGUGAAGACAACGAAUUUGCAGGCCUUUGGAAAACGUUUGAGGAGGAAGGAAUCUUAAAGGAAGACCUCCUAAAACAUGUCUGGUCCCCAUUCCUCAAGGACAAAAUAACCUACGGAAGUCUUGUUGCAAUUAUGGAGAAGUUCAGUUUGCUUUGCUCUUUGCCCCUGUCUAAUCCUUCCGAUGCAAAGGAGUACUUGGUGCCAUCAAUGUUGAUGUCUCUUUCCUUAGAUGAUGUUAAAAACUUGGUGGAUUCCUCAAGAAUACCAUCCCUUUUCAUCAAAUUCAAAUCUGGACAGGUUCCCCCAGGCUUAUUUCACCGACUGAUGCUCCAGUUCCUUCAGCGGAGCCAAGGAAAACAAUCAAGCGAAUUACGCCCUUGCCUGUCCCAAUAUUUUUCCAGAUUUUACCCCGAUGAAAAGAAAAACUUUUCCGUCAUCCUUCUUCGUCAUUCCUCUUCUAUUGAAGUUGUUUUUCACUCGGGUGAGCAACCUGACGUUAAGUGUGUUCAGAAAGUACGUAGGAAACUUGAAUUGGUUCUGGAGUCCAUGCGUAAUGAGUUCCGCUGGCUCAAGGGUAUGAGAUAUGAAGUAGCUUUCAUCUGCCCAGUCUGUUGUCAAAGAGGAGCCGUCGUUAGCCAAUGCCGCACUCAUAAGAUUCAAAGCUGCAAGCAAGAAGAAUGUCUGCACUUCUGGUUUGAGUCUGAAAUUAAUGAAGAAAGUAACUGCAGAAAGAAUGCCACUGCAAAAGACUCUAGAGUUCGAAUCGAGAAAUUUGCCCCGUGGACUGCCCCACGAGAAAUCCAAGUAACUAACGACAGACAUGCUGAGACCCACGCAGCUUGUGAGAAAGAAAUUCCAGCGGUUGAAUACUUCCUUUCGGAAUGUGCAUGUGAUGCCACACCUGAUGAUUUCUUUCUCAAACUGACAACUAUUCUGGAGCUGGACCAAGCCUCACUUAAAGAUCCAAAUUCUGCAACUAGGACAGUUAUCCGUACCCUGGCAAGAAGAGCCAAAGACUUAGAAAGAGUUGAUGUCUUUAAGCAUUUGAGAAACGUUGUGCCCGCUGGGGUUAUUGGUCCCACUUUGGCAGAACAUAUCGAUGUUAGUGACAUUCCUUUGGAUCAAAGACGUCGUCUUACUAUGAAUUUGAGCAGCGGUGAAGAGUGGAAGAUGGUAGCAGAGGAGCUGGGCUUAAAGCCAUUUGAGAUCCAGUUCCUUGACAAACGUCAUAAGGACCCGUUUGAGGCAGUUUUGAGUUUCGUUUCCCAACAGGGGCCAUUAAGUGUAGGUAGCCUGUACGACCUACUUAACAAACUUGGAUAUCCUUUGAUGGCUGACGUACUGUAAAUAGGGUGGAAUUAGAUUUAUAUCUAACUACACUAAUGAACUCACCGUAGGUAAUCAACUAUUUCUACAUUAUAUACUUUAGUUCGUAACUAAGUGCAGCCAUUAAGUUAUACGUCAACUAAACUGUAAGAUGAAAAGUACCCUGAUACGGAGGGGUAUUACAAUUAAUUUCGCACUAUUCUAGAGUCAGAAACCUCAAGCUGACCAAAACUCAGGCAAGAAAAACGAAAAAUGAAAUGAAGAAAAUGAAGAGAUAAAGCAGCCACCGAAAUCCCAAAAAGUUUGAUUUUGUAGAAAUACUUAAUCAUUUUUUACGCAAAGGCUAUUAGUUAUCAGCUAAGUAAGAACUUUGGAUGCUUCCUAAUUACCUAAUGAAUAGCUAAAACGACGUUCAGAGGAUGUUUGUACAUCAAAUUUACUGAUUCUUUUUAAAAAGUUUGUUUGAAUGGACAAAACUUAAAUAAAAGUUACAUGAAGCUAAC
Stylophora pistillata is the source of this 3479-nucleotide messenger RNA. RefSeq lists its product as uncharacterized. The record is from RefSeq and is a predicted model, not a curated record. Gene Ontology annotation, biological process: signal transduction. Gene Ontology annotation, molecular function: protein binding. Lineage: Eukaryota; Metazoa; Cnidaria; Anthozoa; Scleractinia; Pocilloporidae.